Messenger RNA from Megalops cyprinoides (Indo-Pacific tarpon), 1199 nucleotides. RefSeq names its product BLOC-1-related complex subunit 7. Gene Ontology annotation, cellular component: BORC complex. The transcript is spliced from 5 exons. NCBI's taxonomy places the organism in Eukaryota, Metazoa, Chordata, Actinopteri, Elopiformes, Megalopidae. The coding region runs from base 11 to 322 and encodes 103 amino acids. The record is from RefSeq and is a predicted model, not a curated record.
UUACGGAAAAAUGGGUUCCCCAGAACCGCAGCCCCGCUUUGGCCAGUCCGUUAAAGGUUUAUUGUCCGAGAAAGUGGGUUCUUGUAGUGGGGACGUGAUUGCCCUCACUCGUCAAGUGCUAAAGGGGUCACGAAGCCAAGAGCUUCUAGGUCAGGCAGCACGGAAUAUGGUCUUGCAAGAAGAUGCCAUACUGCAUUCCGAGGAUAGCCUGAGGAAAAUGUCAAUUAUAACCACCCACUUGCAAUAUCAGCAAGAAGCCAUUCAGAAAAAUGUGGAACACUCCAGAAACCUUCAGGACCAGCUGAGACACUUACUGAAGUAAACUAUAUGUAGUUGGAAGUGAUGAAUAAGAUUUUCACAGCCUAAAGCCUUAUGAAGAGACUCCAGGACUCCGUCCCUGUCAGACACUUGUUUCUGAGAGGGUUUGUUCGCACUCUUUUGUAAAACAUUGCCAACUUGAUGAUGAGUUUUAAGCAUGCCCAUGAAUAUAGUUGUGUGCUGUCAGUAUCUUUGUUUAAGGUGACAAUUCUAGCUUUUCAGCCAAACUUUCUGGUUACCGGAAAAGCCUGGUGGAAUUCCAUUUACAUCACGGUAUGUUCAAGAUUAAAGGUUUAUAAUGACAAUGAAAUAUGUCACAUAAUGAACAAAUGCUCUGUCCGCUCAAUGUAAAUACAUUAUUUGGGCUUAGAUAAACUUGGCGUACACCAUUUCUUGCUACCUUUCUUGUGUCAUCUUCCAUUAUGUUAAUGGUUGAUUCUGCUAGCGAUGAUAAGGGGCGCAAGCGCUGCCAGCACUAUUUUACUGUGCUGCUCAGUACCUUUGUAUUGACAAAAUAUGGUAGCAAAUGUUACAGUGGAAAUACAAGGGAUUUGUAGCAUAUAAUGGUUGCAUAUUAAUUGUUGGCUGUGUUGUUUUUUAUUAUUAUUUUUUCUUGUCUAGCAGUUGUUGGAUUAUCUCAGUGGAUGAGGGUAAUGUUACAUAAGGACAGAAUAGAGCUCCACCAGGAGAGUUUUGGAAAAGAGUGUGAGAUGAGCUGGUGGCUCAGUUGUUGAACAGGUAUUACAGGGCCCAUGCAAGUGCAUAGUCUAAAUAUAAUUUCUUUUCAUUUUCCUUGCCGUUUUGUACAGAUUGUCUAUUUUGUCAUUUGUCUUCUGUGAAUGUCUUCAUUGUAGCCUGGGAACCUCACCACUGCAAAUAAA